Octodon degus (degu) is the source of this 1606-nucleotide messenger RNA. RefSeq names its product intercellular adhesion molecule 3 (gene Icam3). The coding region runs from base 347 to 1525 and encodes 392 amino acids. The record is from RefSeq and is a predicted model, not a curated record. The transcript is spliced from 6 exons. Gene Ontology annotation, biological process: cell adhesion. Lineage: Eukaryota; Metazoa; Chordata; Mammalia; Rodentia; Octodontidae. Gene Ontology annotation, molecular function: integrin binding.
CUCCUGUUAACUUCCUCUGUGAGGUGAUCACACUCCCUGUACCCAGAUUCUCCCGGAAGACACCCCCCACCCCAGGUUUCUCAGUACUGGAGACAAAAGGCUUCUGCCGAUGAUCUGAGCAUUUCCUGCAGGCUCCUUCGGGAGCCAGCCGUGUAGCUGAGAGCCCCCCCCCCCGGCCCUGGGCUGACUCCCGGCCCCCACCUGAGGCUCAGCCGGGGCCUCCCCUCCCCGCUGCAGUUCAGGCGAGGUGCAGCACUGACUUGUGCAACCCUCUGCCACUGCUGGCUUCCGCCUCCGCCCAGCCCACAGGCACCUCCUCAGGGCACCUUCCUCUUUGGUGGCCACCAUGAUGCCUGCCAGGCUGCUGUGGGGGCCCUGCAUGACACCGUGGGCCUUUGUGCUGCUGCUGUCCUGUGUGCUGCCCCGAGGUCACCAGGGGCAGAUGUUCCCGCUGCACCUGGAGUCCCCAGCUGCAGUGCCUGCAGCCGGAGGCCCCAUCCUGGUUAACUGCAGCACCGAGUGUCCUAACCCCUCACGCCUCACACUGGAGACAUUCCUGCCGAAGCAACUGAAUGGCAGCGGCCCAGGCUGGGCAACCUUCUGGCUCAGCAACUUGACUGAGGACAGCACCAUCAUAUGCUCUGUGUUGUGUGAUGACAUGCAAGUGACAGCCUCCUCCAACAUCACCCUGUACCACGGCGCCAACUUUUCAUGUCGCACGGAGCUGGAUCUGCGCUCCGAAGGCCUAGAGCUCUUCCUGAACACUUCGGCCUCCAGGCAGCUCCGGACGUUUGCUCUGCCCAUGACUGCCCCGCACCUGCUGGCCCCCAGGUCCUUGGAGGUGGGCGAGAGGAGGCCAGUGACUUGCAGUCUGGAUGGACUCUUCCCGUCCUCCGAAGCCCAAGUGUACCUGGUGCUGGGGAACCAAUCGCUGACUCCUGAGGUCAUGAGGGAUGGCGACAUGCUCAAGGCCACUGCCACAGUGUACAUGGAUCAGGAGGGUACCCAGAAGAUUGUGUGCAACGUGACCCUUGGAGGAAUGAGUCGCUCUGCCCAGACCUUGACGACGGUUUUCAGCUUCCUAGGACCCCUUCUGAGCCUGAGCAAUACCCGUGUCACCAAGGGGUCCACAGUCAAUGUGACGUGCACAGCCGGACCCCGAGCCCAGGUCAUCCUGGAUGGGGUUCUGGCUCCAUCUUUGGGGAAGCCCGUCCAGCUUCAGCUAGCUGCCGCUGACAGUGAUGACGGACGCCGCUUCAUCUGCAAUGCUACCCUCGAGGUGGCUGGAGAGCUCAUACAUAGAAGCACGGCUGUCCAGCUGCGCGUCCUGGAUUCGAAGCUCUCCUCGGUCAUCAUCGUCCUGACGGUGUUAACAGUCCUGGCCUUGGUCACUAUCUCAGGAGCUUUAGUAUUUGUCUUCGGGAUGCAGCAACGUUGCGGCACCUACCACGUGAAGCAGCCAAGCAUCUCGAUGACCCUUUGGGCAAUGGAGCGUGAAGACAUAAGGGGGGAAGAGGCGCCCUGAUUUGGGGACUAUCAGGAUUCUGGGACAAAGAGGGCCGGGGCUCUAGCUGUACCCUAGAAUUUCCCACUAAUAAAGCCUUUA